Molecule: messenger RNA, 2165 nt
Organism: Poecilia latipinna (sailfin molly)
Lineage: Eukaryota; Metazoa; Chordata; Actinopteri; Cyprinodontiformes; Poeciliidae
Gene: kars1
Product: lysyl-tRNA synthetase 1
Exons: 15
Coding region: 125-1954 (609 amino acids)
Biological process (GO): positive regulation of macrophage activation; basophil activation involved in immune response; diadenosine tetraphosphate biosynthetic process
Cellular component (GO): cytosol; cytoplasm; aminoacyl-tRNA synthetase multienzyme complex
Molecular function (GO): ATP:ADP adenylyltransferase activity; tRNA binding; lysine-tRNA ligase activity
Source: RefSeq, a predicted model, not a curated record
GUAGGGCGCACUCUCAGACCAGCUCGCUCUUUCUGCGCGCAGCAUCAAGAACAUGGCUGACGUGACAGCGGUGGGGGAAGAGAAACUCAGCAAAAAGUCUGUCUGCUGACUGUGGUAGCUCAGCAUGCUGUGUCUGGUCAGGGCUGCCAGGCAGCAGCUGUGCCAAGCCUUUGCUGUCAGAGGACAGUGGUUAAAAUAUGCAUCCCCGUGUUCAGCUGCAGCCCCGGCUCAGUUUCACGGAAUACGAUGGAGAGGUGACAAAAGUGAGUUGAAGAGACGAAUGAAAGCUGAGAAGAAAGCAGCUGAGAAAGAAUCAAAAGCAAAGGAUUUGGGAGAACAAGCUGACUCUAAUAAUGCCAGUGCACAAAAUGCCAGUGCGCUGGAUGAUGAGACACUCGAUCCCAAUCAAUACUUCAAGAUCCGCACCCAGGCCAUCCAGGAGUUGAAGGGCACAGCUGAGGACCCGUACCCACACAAAUACCAUGUAGACUUGUCGCUUACAGACUUCAUUCAGAAAUACAACCACCUGCAGCCUGGGGACCAACUGAGCGAUGUUGUUCUCGCUGUGUCAGGCCGAGUUCACGCCAAGAGAGCUUCUGGCGCCAAGCUGAUCUUCUACGACCUGCGUAGUGAAGGAGUCAAGCUGCAGGUCAUGGCAAACUCAAGGAACUACAAGUCUGAAGAAGCGUUUGUGGCCAUCAACAACAAGCUGCGCCGUGGCGACAUCAUUGGUGUCCGUGGAAAUCCUGGAAAGACCAAGAAGGGGGAGCUGAGCAUCAUUCCCAUUGAGAUUACCCUGCUGUCACCAUGUUUGCACAUGUUGCCCCACCUCCACUUUGGCCUCAAAGACAAGGAAACUCGAUUCCGCCAGCGCUACUUGGAUCUGAUUCUCAACGACUAUGUGCGGCAGAAGUUCUUAACUCGAGCCAAAAUCAUCACAUAUCUGCGAAGCUUCCUCGACCAGAUGGGCUUCCUGGAGAUUGAGACACCAAUGAUGAACAUUAUUCCUGGAGGAGCAGUGGCCCGUCCUUUCGUUACCUACCACAAUGAGCUGGACAUGAACCUCUUCAUGAGGAUUGCCCCUGAGCUGUACCACAAGAUGCUGGUGGUUGGUGGCCUGGACAGGGUGUAUGAGGUCGGUCGUCAGUUCAGGAACGAAGGAAUCGACCUCACUCAUAAUCCAGAGUUCACCACCUGUGAAUUCUACAUGGCAUAUGCUGAUUACCAUGACUUGAUGGAAAUCACAGAGAGACUGCUUUCAGGAAUGGUGAAGCACAUCACCGGAGGAUACAAGGUGACUUACCAUCCUGAUGGUCCAGAGGGCCAGGCCUAUGAGAUUGACUUCACUCCUCCAUUUAAAAGAGUGAGCAUGACACACGACCUGGAGAAGAUCAUGGGAGUUAAAUUCCCUCCAACGGACAGCUACGACUCCGACGAGACCCGCAAAUUCUUCGACGAUCUGUGUGCCCAGAAAGGUGUUGAGUGUCCUCCACCCAGGACCACUGCCCGCCUCCUUGACAAGUUGGUUGGAGAUUUUCUUGAGGUCACGUGCAUCAGUCCAACUUUCAUCUGUGAUCACCCUCAAAUCAUGAGCCCCUUGGCGAAAUGGCACAGAUCAGAAAAAGGUCUAACUGAGCGUUUUGAGCUUUUUGUCAUGAAAAAGGAAAUUUGCAACGCCUACACGGAGUUGAACGAUCCAGUCAUACAGAGGGAGCUGUUUGAGCAGCAAGCCAAGGCAAAAGCUGAGGGUGACGAUGAAGCCAUGUUCAUUGAUGAGACCUUCUGCACAGCACUGGAAUACGGUCUGCCUCCGACCGCUGGCUGGGGGAUGGGCAUCGACCGUCUCACCAUGUUCCUCACCGACUCAAACAACAUCAAGGAGGUUUUGCUGUUCCCAGCCAUGAAGCCUGAUGACAAUAAGAAGUCUGCUCCCUCUGAGGAACCUUCUUCCUAAGGUCUUGACCUCUGAUCCCUCCAGCUGCUUCAUCUCUGCAGGAGUCCAUAUGAAGUAUUGGUCUUUACCUCACACUGGGCACCAGCAGAGUCUGCAAAUUUAGUUUUAGUUUGUUAAACAUUGGAGCUUAUUGGUCCGGGAUUCAUAUCGAUUUGUUUUUGUUUUUUUUUUUAUUUCGUCUGCUCAUCACACCGAUUGAAUCCUCAGUCCU